Messenger RNA from Drosophila navojoa, 8975 nucleotides. RefSeq names its product PDZ domain-containing protein big bang (gene bbg). The record is from RefSeq and is a predicted model, not a curated record. Gene Ontology annotation, molecular function: protein binding. NCBI's taxonomy places the organism in Eukaryota, Metazoa, Arthropoda, Insecta, Diptera, Drosophilidae.
CACAAAUUUCAUUUCAAUCAACUGAACUCAGCUGGGACAUCAACCGCACAACCGAAGAUCACAAAAGCUUAGCUCUGGCAACUACCAACCACGAAAUUCACCAACGGGUAUCUAGCGCAUGCACAAACCUAAAAGAUCAACAGCGCCGCAUGCCUAAAGCUUAGCAGCUCAGCAUGGCCUCCACAGCAACGACAAUGUCGCAAAGCAAAGACACAAACCCAACAGCAGCAACGGACGAUGAUUACGUAACCGUUGUUGAAGUCGACGAUCCCACAUCGUCCACCAAAGACACAAACCAUUUGAAGAAGCUAGUCAAACGGCAAAGUUCCGUCGCCGAAGACUCCUCAUUUAUUACCGUGCUGACGAUCAACGAACAGCAACAGUUGCUGCAACAGCAACAGCAACAGCAACAACAACAGCAGCAACAGAUUCAAUCAGAAACAGAUGAGGCGGAGCAUGUAACCGUCUAUCGUUUGCCAGGCGAACGCCUAGGCUUUGGCCUUAAAUUUCAGGGCGGCACCCGCAACACGGAACUGGUGCAGAAGCUAUUCAUACAAUCAUGCGCCGCCGACAGUCCCGCCGCCAAGGUGGCCACCAGUUGGGGCCAUUUGCGCGAGGGCGACGAAAUCCAAAGCAUCGAUGGCCAUCAGGUCUCGCAAAUGACGCGCAUCGAGUGCGUGCGCUGCCUCAAGGACAGCGUGGCCAUACAUCUGGUGGUGCGCAACGGCCACGGCCAGAAGCCGCCCAGCGAGGAUGAGCAUCAAUCGGAGGUGUCCAUUUCACUCAAUGCCCAGCCACCGCCGCCGCCGCCAGUGCCGCCACGCAAGCUGGUGAAGCGACAGAACUCCAAGGAGGGGCCGGCCUCAGUGCAGCUUGUGGUGGAGAAGCCGCUGACACCGCCGCCGGAUGCCGAGUACUACAUCAAUCUGUUUGCCGAGUCCCUGAAAGCGGGCUCUGAGUCCGAUGACACGGCGAGCACCAUAUCCACCGUCAUCGAUAAGCUCUCCAUGGGCUCCAAUUACUCAUCGGACACCGAGUUGACCAGCAGCCUGAACGGGCCCGAGCUGGCCAAGCUGGUGCAGCCGUUCACCCUGCUCGAGGAGGAGUUCCAGCUGGAGCAAACGUUGAGUCAGCCCAAGCUAAUCAUACCGGGCAAUAAUUACGAGAACAUUGAAUUCAAGACCGAGAAAGUCAAUGACUACGAAAAUGUGGAGCUGAAGAGUCCGCUGAGCACGCCAACGCCCAAGCCGCGCGUGCUGCUGGCCACUGUGGAGCCCAAGAAGCGCUCCAUUAUACCGAUGCCGCGCAAGAUCGCCACGCCCAGCAAGCUGCCCAUCGAGGUGUCGCCGCCUCGUAUACCCACAGACACGCCCACAACGCCCACCACUGAGCCGGUGAAGGAGAUCAAGAAAGAUCAAACGAAGAUACCCAAGGCCAAGCUCGCGAGCUCCAUAGUCAGUCCGGGCUUCUCGCGCGCCAAGACCGAGGGCGAGAUCAAGCUGCAUCUGCAGCCCGUUAAGCAACAGUCGCCGCAGCUCAAAUCGCGCAUACCCAUUGUCACAACACCCGUGCAGAAAUCCCCGCCAGCUAACAAAUCGAUGACAGCAUCAAUGGUCGCCCUGUCGCCGACGUCGCCUCUGGCUGUCAACUCCAACAUUCCUCGCCUGCUGCAGAAGCAAAAGUCGGAAACAGACCUGAAGCUGGGCUUCUAUCGCAGCAAGUCCAAGGACAUGAGUCCCGGCCCAGGACAUCUGCGUGCCCCGCUGCAGCGGGCCAACUCUGCAGAGGCGCCGGCACGCACCACACCUGAGCGCACGUUUAUACCUGUUCUGCUCAACAGUGGCACGCGGAGCAGCUCUAACUCCACAGAGUCGCUGAGCUCGAUCUGCAGCAAUGGCAGCACUGGUCGCUCCCCGAAGGGACCCAAGCCGAAGCCUCCCGAGCGCGUUCAGUCGCUGCAGAAGACGCAAAUCCCCAAGCUGCAGUCGCUGCCAACGACGCCGCCGCAGCAGCAGCCGAAGCUGAGCAUGCAGACCUUCAGGCAGUCCACCAACGGCACACCGCCUGCCACGCCCAUGAACACGCCGUCACCCACGAGCAAUCGUGAGAUACGCUUCAAGAUCCAAACGUACGAGAGCAAGACUCAGGAAGAGGACAAGCUGCCCAGCCUGUUCGAUCUGGUGCACAAGCAGGAGGCAGUCGAAAAGCCGGACACGUCGCCUAAGCCCCAGCGCGACAUUGCAGCCCUUUUGGCAGCAGCAGCUGCCGAGGCGGCUGAUCUGGCCAGAGAAUCCCCGCCGCCGUUGGUCGUGGGCAAGUGCACAAAAAUUGUGGACGACACUCAAAGCACAACAUGCUAUUCGAGCUCCAGCAGCGACGAGGAUGAGGGCGACCAGGAUGACGUGGAUGCCGCUGAGCGCGAGUAUAUCUGUGAAGAUGGCGAGAAACUGGGUCCCCCCGAAUUGAUCAAUGGACCAGGACCCUCCGAGGCAUACUUUAAUAUGUAUUGGCAUUCGAAUAUGUUGCCAACCAUUGGAGAGGUGGAGGAAGAGUUCUCCUCCUUGGAGCCGCAAUCCUUGACAAAUGGCCAUCCGAGUGCGAUUGCCGAGGAGCUAAAGAAGUUGCCGCAUUACGUAGCGCCAGCAAAGGCAACAGCCAAAAUGGAGGCCCCAGUGGAGCAGACGCCAGCGGAGCUGGGUCAAGUCCAGCACAAUGAUAAGAUUGCUGUGCACGAGAAAGCAGCUGACGAUAAGGCCACCGAGCAGUGUGUGGAAAGUAGCACCGCUAGCACCGCCAAGAGCACCACCAGCAGCACGGAGGAAACCAGCGAAAGCCUUAGCAGCAGCAGCAGCAGCAGCACCAGCAGCCAGAAGAGCAAGACCCAACGCACAAUAACCACCAAAGUGGUAACCACCAAGAAGACGAGCAGCACCACUAGCAGCAGCUCCGCCAAUGUCUUUACGAGUCCUCUGGCGGACAUUUCCUUCAAGCUGCAGCCGUAUGAGGAGCGGGAGGAGACGCAGCCGGCUAUAACGACAGUCAUACACGAAGAGCGUCGCGUGGUUAGCGAGCAGCAAACGCUGAGCGAGCUGAGGACCAAGGAUGCGCUGACUGGUGAGGAGCAGCUGUUGACCAGCGCCGAGUCGAAAUCGAGUAGUGCGCGCUUCAAGAAAAUCAGCAGCAACGAGAAUCUGCUCGACCUGGCCGAUGUCGAGCAGCUGCAGCCGUUGACUGCCACCGUCUCGGCGGAGACGUGUCUAAAGGAGCGCCUGGACAAUCCACAGGAUAAACAGAGUAUUGAAACGGGUAUUUUGACCUUAUCCGAAUGUGGCAAGCAGCUGCAGCUGUCCGAGAACGGCGGCCUCAGCAGCUACAUCGAGUGCGAGCAGACCGAGCAGCAGAGCUACCUGGAGGGCCAGCAGCUGCUGAACGAUCUGCCCGUCGACACGGAGGCGCAGCCGACGCUCGAGCGCGAGUUCAGCGAGACGCUCACGGUCAGCAAGGAUGGCGAGAAGCAGGUGACCAAGCGGCUGGAGCAAAGCAAAGACACGCCCAGCAAGAAGGGCGCCAAGCUGCUGAAGAAGACGGACGAAGAGCGCCGCCUGGAGCAGGAGGCACAGAAGAUCAUUGAGAGCUAUCAGAAAGUCAAGAAGGAGACGGAGAAACUGUACAAUCUGCAGUUGGCGGAUGAUGAGCAGGGCUUUGACCUGAGCGCCUUUGAGCAGGUGGAGCCACAGGCCGAGCCCAGGGCUGAGCAGCCAGUGGAGAGGGUCGAGCAGCAGCUAGAGGUGCAGGCGGCAGAGUCAGUGAAACCCCAGGCAGAGCUGUUGAUGGAGUUUGCACUGAAGCAGGAGACUAAGGCACCAGUGGAGCAGCUGGUUGAGCAGCAAAUCGAUGCACCAGCUGCCGAGCUGCGGGUUGAAAUCCCACUUGUUAAGGAGAUCAAGACUCCAGUGGAGCAACAAGUCAAGAGUCCUGACCAGCAGUUGGUCGAGAUUCCUGUCGAGCAGCAGAUCGCAGCUGAGAGACCAAGCAAAGCUCCUGUCGAACAACCAGCCAAGGCAACAGUUGAAGUCGAGACUCCCAUUGAGCAAUCAGCCAAGACUACAGUCGAGCUACAAGUCAAGAUUCCCAUCGAGCCACAAGUCAAGUCUACCGACGAGCAGCCGAAGCUAAGCGAAACCAUAAAGCAACCAACCGCCAUUGAGGAUGAUCUGGGUUAUGUGCUGCACAAGAACAUCAUCGAUGCACCAGCACCAAAGCCAGCAGCACUGCCCAAAGCAGCAACGCCUAAGGUGGCGCCCAAGCCAGUGGCAGUGCCAGUGGCCAAGCCGAAGCCGCCAGUGCCCAGCAGCAAGCCCAAGAUGACGCCGGCUGUGGUGAAGCCGAAGACGGCGCCACCGCCAGUGCCCAGCAAGCGGAGUGAAGUGGGUUUGAGUGGCAAGCCAAAGCCGACACAGCGACGCAGCAGCCUCGAGCCGCCGCCCAAGCCGCUCGAGCGCAUCAUUGUGGGCGUGGAGCAGGCCAAGCAGAGCAGCCCAAUUAUCAAUUUGGCCAGCGUGGAUUUGCCCAAUGAGCCGCCCAAGGCUGUCAAUGAGAAUCUGGUCGCCCAAGCCGUUGACCUGCUGCACGAUGAUCUGCACUUUGAGAGCCAUCAGCUGCCGAAUGCAGAGAAGCAGCGCGAGGUUGUGGGCCAGAGUGGGGAGUCCCUGACCGAACCCACUGGCAAUGUGCUCAGUGCCAGCUCAUCGAUGACAUCAACAGCAUCGUCGUCGUCGUCGUCGGUUGCUACGCCCAUAACAACGCCAAUUUUGGUAUCGGCGACGUCAUCGCUAGAUUCGGUCAAAAGUGUCAUCGAGGUCAUCAAUGGGCAUGCCAGCGACAGGGACGAGCACAGCGAGAGCAGCGACAAUAGACCAAACGGAGACAACGCACAGCAUGUGGAGCACGAUGUGUCAACAACGUUGACGCUCGACAGUGAACACGAAACAGAUCUUGGUACCCUUAACAGCCACAACCACAACAGCAACAACAACAACAGCAUCGGCACAGUUAACAUCACAGCAGCAGCAACAGCAACGGCAACUGGCGGCAAGAAGCCUCUACUGGCCACAGCAGCAGCGACAAAGGCUUCCACUUCCACUUUGACUUCGACGGCCUCGUCCGCAUCCAAUUCGUGCCCAACGCUCGGACCGAGCUUGCAGCCCAAGCAUAACAACAACAACAAAAUGGAGCUGCUGAGCAGCCCAGCAAUAGCAGCAACAACCACAGCAACAACAGCAACAGCCACGAAGCAGCUGCUGGUGCAGGACUACCUGAGCUACGCAUCUCCACCGACCUACUCCCGACUGCCGCCCGAUGGCCACGAGUUUCCGCCCAACUUCAGUGAGCCGCUCGUAAUGCAUCCCAAGCUGAGCUUUGAGCACAACAACAACAACGACAGCAAAUUGGACGCCGCACCGCCGCUACCCAAGACGGGACCGCCGCCGACGGUGCCGCGUAAGAUGUAUCGCCAGGAUUUGGUCAUCAAUAUGGAGGAUGCGCGUCCGACAGCACGCGCCACAGAGAGUGCGACCACAGCGCCAUCUGGCGGCGGUGGCGUGCGCGACUAUCAACGUUCCUUGAGCGCCAGUGCGCCGCGCAAGCCCAGCGACUGGCGCAAAGACGAAAAGUCCGAGAAGUCGGUGCGCGACAAAAUAGCCAUGUUCUCAUCCAGCAACGAGCUGGACGCCAUUGCGCCAGCUCCAGCUCUAGCCUCAGCCUCAGCCAGUUCCAGUUCCAGUUCCGGUUCCACGUUCUCUCGCAAGCCACUGAACAUGAGCAGCGAGAAUUUGCUGGAGGCGGCCUCCUCGACGCCGGCGCCGUCCUUGAAGACGCGCGCCAUGAGCGUGGAGAACCUGAACGAUGCACAGCGUCAGUACCAGCUGGCCAAGCAGCUGCCGCAGCUGCAUGUGGCCGACUCCAUGUACUCGCUGCACACCAGCAGCUACAACUACAGCUAUGCAUCCUUGCCACGUCGCACGCAUGGCGGCAGCAGCAGCAGCAUCACCUCCUCGGCUGUGGAGCGUCGCAUCAGCUUCUCGGGCGAGGGCGAUGCGGCCACGCGGAAGGCGGCCAUUACCAACAUAUUGGAGCAGCGGCGCCGCAGCUUGUCCAAGCUGCGCGGCCUAGUCAUACCGGAGCGGCCGCAGCUGCUGGAGCCCAUACUGGAUCUGCCCGAGAUCAAGAGUCAGGUGAAGGCGGCGAGUGGGGAGGACUCGACGGACAGCGGCCUGGGCGAGAUGCGUCCGCUGCGGCACGCCAGCAACAGCACCACUAGCAGCAGCAACACUAGCAACAGCAACAGCAACAGCAACAGCAACAUGAAUGGCAGCAGCUAUCGCAGCUUCUUUACGGCCACACAGCGUCGCCCCUUGGAGACACAGCUCUCGCAGCCGCCGGCCAAGCCGCCGAGGACAUCGCUAGCUAGCGCUUCGAGCCUGCCCAGCCGGCCAGCCCCGCAACAGCAACAGCUGCAGCAGCAGCAGCAGCAGCAACAGCAACAGUUGCCGCUGCAACAGAGCUUCCUCGCCGAUCAGGAGAGCGACACAGAUUCCGUAUUCUCCAGUACGGCACGCGUGCCCACGCCGCCGGAGAAGUUCGCGCUGACGCGCACGCUCAGCUCGGAGACAAACACGUCGAUAGCCAGCUCCAACACCUCCACCUUGACGUCGGGCUCCUCGGCCGGCUCGCAGGCCAGCUGCAGCUCGCUGGGCAGCACGCCCACCGUGGAUCUCACCAGGCGCGUGCUCAAGUGUCAGCUGAACGGCAGCGCCAAUGCCAACGGCAAUGGCAACGAUGCCAACAGCAACCGCAAGAGCAUCCUGGCCUCGGCCAAGUGCCGCAGCGCCAAGAGUCGCGGGCAGGAGAACUUCAAUGACAACGACAACGACAGCACCGACGGUGAGGCCUGCGUCCUGAACGGGCGUCGGCUCAAGUCCAGCUACAAGCAACAGCAGCAGCAGCAGCAGCAGCAUCAACUGUUAUCCAAGCAGCUGGUCGUGGACAAGCUGAUCAAUGUGGCUGCCUAUGUGGAGCUCACCUCGGAUACGGACGACAGCAGCCGGCGCUCGGAUACGCCGGCCAAGAUCAGUGCCAUGUUCAUCGAUGAGGAGCGCAAGGCCAGCUUCAAGGCCGAUCCCGUGCAGCAGGCCAAGCUGCGCGUGGUGCAGGCCAAGCCUGUGAUUUGCCCCGUGCCGCAGCGCACGCAGACGCCAAAGCUGGGCCUGGGCUGUGCCAACAAGUCGCAGACCACGGCUGAGCUGCGCGAGAAGUUUGAGCGCAACGCGGCGGCGGCUGCAGCAGCUGCCACGCCCCCAGUUCCAUUGCCCGUGCACAAGGCAAUCACGAGCGUCGCCCUGGCCAACGCGAAGCCGCAUCAUGAGCGCUUCAGCUCGCUGGACUCGCUGGCCUCCAGCUCCUCGGGCGUCAGCUCCACCACACAGAACGUGAGCACCACCCAAGAGACGGCCACGGAGUUCGGCAGCUUCUCAUCGUUGGGCAGCAACCAGAGUUUGAUCACGGCACAGGACGUGCAGCAGAUUGUCGAGGAGGCCGAUCCGCCACUGAAGACACCGGAAGCCUUCAUCAUAGUCCUGCAGCGGGACACGCCAGAGAGCAGCAUUGGCAUCACACUGGCCGGUGGCUCCGACUAUGAGGCUAAGGAAAUAACCAUCCACAAGAUACUGAGCAACACGCCCGCUGCCAAGGACGGACGCCUGAAGAAGGGCGAUCGCAUCUUGGCCGUCAAUGGCAUGAGCAUGCGAGGCCUAACACAUCGUGAAUCGAUCAGCGUGCUCAAGACACCUCGUCCGGAAGUCGUCGUCGUGGCCACGCGCUCCGAAUCGCUGAUCAUCAAGCCCCUGAAUAAGAAGCGCUCCUCGCUGGGCUCGCUCAGCUCACUGAAUGAGAAGCCGACUGAGCUGGACUACGAGCGCAAACGCAACUACCACAAGGCGUCGCGAUCGCUCGAUCUGGAUCUGGACAUCGUGUCCAAUGAGGGUGGCGCCAGCACCGUGCCCAGCACACCGAGCACGCCCAGCACGGGCACGAGCAGUCCGCAGCAGCCGGCCAGCCUGCUGGACGAGGCGAGCAGCAACGAUGCUGAGCUGACCAUUGCGGGCAUUCGGGCAAGGCGUCAGCUCUCCCGCGGAGAUGCAGCCAAGCUGAGCACCAGUGAGCUGCUGGAGCGUGCAGCGGAGGCGCGUAAUGCCAUUGCCGCGGAGAUACGUGCGCAGGCUGAAGACGUGGCGUCUGGCGCUGGUGCGCGUUGCGUGGAAAUCAUCAAGGAUAGCUGUGGACUGGGCUUCUCCAUUGAGGGUGGCUUCGACUCGCCGCUGGGCAAUCGUCCGUUGAUUGUCAAGAAGGUGUUCAUGGGUGGUGCCGCCCAGAAGACCAAUCAGGUGCGCAACGGCGACGAGAUCCUUAGCAUUAAUGGUGCCUCAACGGCGAGAAUGACGCGCGUCGAUGCCUGGAACUAUAUGAAGCAGCUGCCGCUGGGUCCGGUCAAAAUAACAUUGGCCUAGACUCUAUAUACGCCAAUAGCUUGAUAAGGAUAAUGCGCCACAAUUUUUUAGUUUUAAGCGAGAGCGAAGAGAAAGAGCAGGCCAGCUGCGACGUUUUGUUUCUGCAUUUAGAGAACGAUCUAUAUAAAUGUAAUCGUAAUCAUAUAUACAUCUAUACAUCUAUAUAUAUAUUUAAAUAAUUUAAAGUGCAAUUGAUUUAACUUUUCUAAUUGGAAUUGAGGCUGCGUCCUCUAUUAAACAUAUAUAUAUAUACACUUAUAUUUUAUAUAUCCUUUGAUUGUACAUAACUAUCUUAACUAAUUUACGUAUUUAAUUCUCUCAAACGAUACAAAGAAAUGGAAAUUUUUGUAACAGUGGUAUUUUCUUUUACAUAUUAUUGGUUUACACAUGAUUUCUGAGUGCACGCAAAAA